Anopheles marshallii is the source of this 582-nucleotide messenger RNA. It is a transcript of the gene sing, whose product is annotated as protein singles bar. The record is from RefSeq and is a predicted model, not a curated record. The coding region runs from base 1 to 582 and encodes 193 amino acids. Gene Ontology annotation, cellular component: membrane. Lineage: Eukaryota; Metazoa; Arthropoda; Insecta; Diptera; Culicidae. The transcript has 3 exons.
AUGCCCUCGACAGUGCUACGAAUGCCGGUUACCGGUGGAGGGCGAGGUGGUGGCCAGCUGCAGGAACAGCGGAACCGUGGCUUCCGUCUCGGAUGCUGCCGGGUGUGCACGUGCGUAAAUCUCGAGUUCUUCGUCUCCAAGAACGGAAUCCUGAAGUGUUUCGAACUGGUACUGGGCUGGUUCUGUCAAACGAUGUUGGUCCAGUUCGGCAUGGACAGCGCGAAGGAUAUUGGGGAAGCGUUCUGGGGCUUCCUAACGACCUGCUCGGCAUGUUUGCUUACCACCACCAUACUGUUGCUGUGCUACACGAUAUCGUCUCGCACCUUCCAUUUGGUGAGACAGUCUAUCUUUGAAGUGGUCUAUAAUGGAUUGGCGUGCGCAAUGUAUCUCAGUGCGUCCUCUUACCUCGGGGUUGCAGUGAACGUGUUUCUGUACCCAAAGUUCCUGCUGUUCAAAACUACCGGCGGUAUCCACAGUGCCUAUCCAGCGAUGACGGCAGUAUACUACAUGGGAGGUAUCUUGGGACUAGUGUACGGUGUCGACACCUUUGUCGCGUACCGUCAUCUGAAAGGAUUUUCGUGA